CGGUUACCAGCAAAGCUCAAGACGCAAAGCAAAGCAAAAAAAAAAAAAAAAAAUUUGAGUCCCCAUGGAAACCCCAGUUCCAUGUCGAAUUCGAUCCUAAGGAGCAAAACCCACUUCCCAAUUCUCUCUCCCAAACCCUCUCCAAUCACCAAUUUGGAGGAGAGAUCAAAGAGGAGUGAGAUAGAGAGAGAGAGAGAGAGGUGAAUAGGAGAAAGAGUAGGCUAUUGUAUUUGGUAAAGGUGGGAUCUUCCUAGGGUUUGCAUGGGCUUUCCUUGUGAGGAUGUGGUGGUGAUCAGGGAGGCGGAGGCGGCCGGGGAGCCGGCGGAGAUCACGGUGAGCUGCCCCGACAAGACCGGCCUCGGCUGCGACCUCUGCCGGGUCAUCCUCUUCUUUGGCCUGAGCAUUGUCAGAGGAGAUGUGAGCACUGAUGGCAAGUGGUGCUAUAUUGUGUUUUGGGUGGUGGGAAGGAGAGGGAGUUCAAUUCGAUGGGGAUUACUGAAGAAGAGGCUGUUAGGCGUCUGUCCGGCAGUAACUGCUGCGUCGGGGCUCUAUGCAUUUUACCAUAGGCAGCAGCAGGAGAUGUUGGCGAUGGAGCAACAACCACAAGUCUUUCUCCUGAAGUUUUGCUGCUUUGAUCGAAUGGGCCUCUUGCAUGCAGAUGUUACACAGGUACUAUGCGAGCUUGAACUCACAAUUAGGCGCGUGAAGGUAUCGACCACACCAGACGGGAGAGUUAUGGACCUCUUCUUUAUCACUGAUGCAAGGGAACUUCUUCACACAAAAUGGAGAAAAGACGAGACGUGCGAUCAACUUAGAACUGCUCUUGGGGAGUCCAUGAUGAACUGCGACAUCGAACCAGCCAGUGCAGAAAUUGCUGCAUAUCUGCAGGCUUCUCCUUUUCUCCCCCCUCCAAUCACUGAAGAAAUGUUCAUCUUGGAGCUUCCCGAGGAAUUGCAUUCUAAUUCCUCUAAUUUUUCAACUAAGAAUCUCUCUGUCACAGUGGACAACUCCCUUAGCCGGGGUCAUACGCUUAUACAGAUAAUUUGCCCUGAUCAUAAGGGAAUACUCUAUGAUAUCAUGAGGACUCUAAAGGACUACAGCAUACAGAUAUCCUAUGGGAGGUUCUACUCAACCCAGAAUGGAAGUUGUGAAGUUGACUUGUUUGUGAUCCAAAUGGAUGGGAAGAAGAUAUUCGACUUGAACAAGCAGAUGUCUUUAUGUUCACGCUUGAGAAUGGAGCUGCUCCGACCGCUAAGAGUCGCCGUGGUCAGCCGCGGGCCCGACACUGAGCUUCUAGUCACAAAUCCUGUUGAAUUAUCGGGCAAAGGCCGCCCUCUUGUGUUCUACGACAUAACCCUAGCCCUCAAGAUGCUUAACAUUCGAAUAUUUUUGGGUGGGGACCGACUUCACGAAUCAAAAGAUUGGGGACUAAAACUAUGCUUAAAGGCUGAGAUCGGGAGGCACGUUAUUGGUGGCAGGGAGUGGGAAGUUUACAGAAUCCUCCUUAACGAUGAUUUCGACUCGGCCGCGUCAAAGGACAAGAUUGUUGACAGUGUGACAAAAAUGUUGAUGGGAUGGGAGUAGAUUAGCGCGAACAAAUUUUUCUUUUCGGCAUUUUUAUUUUUAUUUUCAUUAUUUUUGUUUGGUAUAUGUAUGGUAACUUGUAUAUUUAUUAUAUUCUUGUGUAUAUAAUGCAAGAUCACAUCAUAAAAUAUUUGUGUAGUUUGUAGCAGUUAGAAUGGCUCUAUUUUCUCUCUCUUUGGGGAGGAAGAGAAAUUUGAAUAUCAGAGAUAGAAAAGCCCUGUCCAUGUCCAUGUUCUUUCUGUAGUGUUAUUGCUAGAGAAGUGUUUGGUUGA
Molecule: messenger RNA, 1856 nt
Organism: Ananas comosus (pineapple)
Lineage: Eukaryota; Viridiplantae; Streptophyta; Magnoliopsida; Poales; Bromeliaceae
Product: ACT domain-containing protein ACR10-like
Exons: 8
Coding region: 262-1584 (440 amino acids)
Source: RefSeq, a predicted model, not a curated record